GACGUCGGCCGCGCCGGGGUUGAGCGUCGGCCUCUGCUCGCGGCUCUGCCAUGGCGCCCAAAGGCGGCUCCAAGCAGCAGUCCGAAGAGGACCUGCUUUUACAGGAUUUCAGCCGCAACCUUUCGGCCAAAUCCACCGCGCUCUUCUUCGGGAACGCCUUCAUCGUGUCGGCCAUCCCGAUCUGGUUAUAUUGGCGAAUAUGGCAUAUGGAUCUUAUUCAGUCUGCUGUUCUGUACAGUGUGAUGACCCUUGUAAGCACUUACUUGGUAGCAUUUGCCUACAAAAAUGUGAAAUUUGUUCUCAAGCACAAAGUAGCACAGAAGAGGGAGGAUGCUGUUUCCAAAGAAGUGACGAGAAAACUUUCUGAAGCUGAUAAUAGAAAGAUGUCUCGGAAAGAAAAAGAUGAAAGGAUCUUGUGGAAGAAGAACGAAGUUGCUGAUUAUGAAGCGACAACAUUUUCCAUCUUCUAUAACAACACUCUCUUCCUGGUUCUCGUCAUUGUGGCUUCCUUUUUUAUCCUGAAGAACUUCAACCCCACAGUGAAUUACAUUUUGUCCAUAAGUGCUUCAUCAGGCCUCAUUGCCCUCCUGUCUACUGGCUCCAAGUAGACCAUUUCAGCCUCACUCCCUGGCUUUGUAUCUAUGGGUGGCCUGAGGUAUAUGUAAAAGUAGCAGGGUGGUCGGUCAGGGUGGGAGACUCACAAGAUGUUUUUAUAGUCUGGAAUUUGAGGGUUUAAAAAAAACCCAGGAAAAUGUAAUUCAAUAUGUGUUUGUUGGCUCUUUUUGGCAGAUUGUUGAAAUUAAAUGAAUUGAAUGGGAAACUCAGAGUACCAGAACAUUUAUUAAAAGGCAGAGUGUCUUGCGAUGUGCUAUAAUCAUAAGAGAAGAAAAUAACUUGUUUCCUUCAUCUGUCAGAGGUCAGGGUAACCUAGACGGAGCUGUUAUUAUUUAUUAUAGUUGCAAGAAGUUAAUAACUGGUUCUCUCUGUUCCAGCUACAACAUUACAACUUCUUUUGAGCCUUAUAAGUAUUAGAAUGAGUUCUGUCCCCGAGGGAGAUAGAACAGAAGCCUCAUAUUUGCAGGACUGAAUUUGUGAUUUGAAAUAACAAAGUUAAAAAAACAUGCUUUAUCCAACUUGGGAAAGUGAAACUUGUGGAAAAGUUUUUCCUCCCCCCCCGAAGAAGAAAGGCAGCCUUGGCAGAAGCCUAAAAAUAGUGCCCAGAUUUGUCCUAGAGGGUUAAAGCACACACUGUUCACUAUAUAGCUUUGGCCCUGUCUGGCCAGAGAGGUCAGCUUGACCCUAAUGUGUUGAUUUCACCUGUUAAGAGACUAGAUGCAUUGAUUUCCUCCAUGAGGAUCUGGUGUUAGCAUGGAGGAAUGUUUGUUAACAGGAGAGCCUUUUUCCUGUCUAUUAACAUGUAGAAGGCUAAAGUGAUUUUUAGGUCCAGAAUUCUUAGAAUUCAAAGGAAUCAGUGAUUUUUGUCAACAUUUCCCAUUUAGGAAUCCACAGAUUCCUAAAUUUGACCUCUUGGUCCACAGAACCCUGUCAACUCUAAACAAAAAAUUAAAUCUCUCUAUUCUUUGGGGAUCUAAGAGUAGUCUCCUGUUUUUUUAGUCAUUGAGUGUUCAGAUGUCAUUUUCUGUGUGUGCCGUGAUUUGAAAAAGUUUGUGAAGCUCCUCUUUUACCUGUCUCACUUAAAAAACUAUGGAAUCAUAGGUGAUACUGGUUUUAUUUUCUUGUGAGCUUUUGACCACAUCCAGUACUUUCCUAAAAACAGUAAGAAGCUCAGAGGAAAUAGGCAUAUUCCUAAUUCCUAAUUUAACUUUAAUAGUUCCAUUUCUAAAUUUAAGGUAAAUAUUGCAAAUACUCUCCACUUUUCAAUUUAUUACUAUUAAAAGGUAUUCGUCAGGAGUUUGUCUUCCACUUCCAUGCUGUUGGAUUUUUGGUAGAGCGCAUCUAAGAACUUGGGGAGGAGGGAGUACCCUUGCAUAAUGAUCAGAUCAGCACUGUCUUCAGUUGAGGACUGGUCACUGCUUUUACAAGUUUGCAGGCCUUUCCUUUGGUGCCUAGCUCUCCACUUGCCCUCACUGGGUAAUUUGGACUGAUGGGUAGUCUGAAGAGAGUCACUGUAGUUAGUAUAACCCAUGAAAGGUCUGUUUUUAUUAUUAUUGUUUUAACAUGGUUUUUUUUUUUCUGUUGGUGAAUAAGUGGUCACUAGUUUGGCAACAUGGAGUUAGUGUACUACAUGCAUUUACUUGUCUGACAAACCACUGGUGUCAUCUGUUUUUUUUUUUUUUUUUCUUUUUUUUUUUUUUUUUGAGGCAUGUUUUUUUAUUUAUUUGUUUGUUUGUUCGUUCGCCUCGUUUAUACAUGCACUGGGUACAGUCAGAAGCGCGGGAGGGUGAGAGAAUUCACCAGAGCCAGAGCAGGGAGCAGAGCAGGCAGAAAGACCGAAGUACACUGCUGAGGGGAGCAGCGGGCGGCAGGAGAGAUCUGCGCGCCAUGUGGGACCCUCCUUCGGUGGUCGGGGAGCAGCCGGGGAUCGAACCGGUGCCGCAGAGGUUGCCGGCAGCUUUGCAACCCAGCGCUCAACCGCUGCGCCACCGGGGAGGCCCUGGUGUCAUCUGUUUUUAGAGAGCUGGGGCAAGUCUAUAAAUUGGAGGUAAAAAAUUACCACUAGAUGGCAUUGCUGGAUAGAUGGGGAGAAAUGCCACCAUGCUUCUUGUAAUAUGGUUUGCCUGAGUUGGGGUGUGAAACAGGGACAUCUACUUAAUAUUCUUAGUAGAAAGUCUCCUGAAUUAAUAAGCUACAUAAUUUGUAGAAAAGCAAAGAGGCAAAAUUUGCCUUUGAUCCUGAAUUUUUCCUAGAGCACUUUUUGUUUACAAUCCUGAUGAUGGCUUCAGAUUUUCUGCACUCUUAGAUAAAUUUCUAGACAUAAACAUAUAAGGCAUGUGUACUGACAGUUCCACAGUUUUCAUUAAGGAUUUACUGUGCUUAUCCUCUUGGGAAUUAUACUCGGCAAUUGACCCUUUUCCCCAUCUGAAAUGGCCAUGUGGCAUAGAGAAUUAUGACAUGCAGAAUUUGGUUUAGGUAGCAAAAACCUGCUGUAAGAUUUCCAUCUUAAAGAGACUCCAUGUCCAACAACAGUAAAAUAAAAGGGGUUCUGUGAUUGGGAUUCAAAGUGAUAAAGUUUCUUUGUUGUACUCCUUGUGAUAAGAAGAGGCUUGAAGUGUUGGAACAUUUUUCAUUUCCCUAUUUUUAGCUUCCUCAUUUACAAUGUAGUAGAAAUCUUGGGUUGAAAUUAUUCUUAGCCAGUAAAAUUUUACUACUUGUCCUAUUUGGUAUAUGAUUUGAAACAAGAUUUGAAGUUAACUGAAAUAAGGAGGUUGGAUUCAUACCCAAAGCUCUUGUGAACAGUCUUGCUUAAUAAGCAUUAUUAAACUUUGUUCUUUAAAAAACUGUAUUUGCUCUAGACUUCUUUAUGAGAACCAUGUGAAUAAGUCUUUGUUACUUCAUUUCACAUUACCAUGGCUUUAAUUUCUCACACAUGUAAAAGUGCAUUUCUGAAGUUAUCUGAUUACAUGUUUGUGUGGCAGUGACGGGCACAGCGCAGUUCUAUUACAGAGCAGAAUGCUGAGCUGCUGCGCCAUCCUGCCCAUCCAGGCUUGUGUUUGCAAUACGAAUGCCAGUCACUGCUGCUUCUAAAGCCAGGAAGGAAGGAAAAAUAGACUUGUUUAGAGAAAACCAAUCUACAGAUGAACCUGUUGGGAAGGGCUGUGAGGGGCUAUCUCCCACCUCCUUGCACGCCUCAGAAGGAUGUAAAUUGAAGUUUAGGAGGAUCUUUUGGGUGGUUGGUUUAGAUUUUCUUAGAGCUGGUUAGACACUAACUUCUCAUGGAUUGUCACUGCAUCUCUUCUGACCUUUCCCUCACCUUAAUUCAUCCUGAAUUUGGAUUCAUACCAAAACUUUUGUUAACUUAAAAAUUCACACAAUUACUGCAUGAACUCUUAAAGCUAAAAAAAAAAAAAAAAUCACUGAACUGGAACACAAAAUACUUGGAUAUAGGCCUGGUUCUGUCAUUAAUAGGCAGUUGAAUUUGGUCCAGUUCCAUCAGCUCUUCAGACCUGGUUUCUAUAUUUGUCAAGGAGGGUUACUUAGAAGAUGUCUCAGGUCCAGGGAAUGUCUUUUUUUUUUUAAGAUUUAUUUAUUUUUUAAGAUUUAUUUAUUUAUACAAGCACUGAGUACGGUCAGAAAGAAGUAUGGGAGGGUGAGAGAAUUCCCCAAGCCAAAGCGGGGAACAGAACAGGCAGACCACCGAUGAAAUACACUGCUGAGGGGAGCAGCGGGCGCAGCAGGAGAGAUCUGCUGCGCUAUGUGGGUAGCUCCCUGGCCGGCUGGGGAUUAAACUCGUGCUGCAGUGACUGUGGACAAUUUCAUAGACUGC
Molecule: messenger RNA, 4444 nt
Organism: Talpa occidentalis (Iberian mole)
Lineage: Eukaryota; Metazoa; Chordata; Mammalia; Eulipotyphla; Talpidae
Gene: SSR3
Product: signal sequence receptor subunit 3
Exons: 5
Coding region: 51-608 (185 amino acids)
Biological process (GO): SRP-dependent cotranslational protein targeting to membrane
Cellular component (GO): endoplasmic reticulum; membrane
Source: RefSeq, a predicted model, not a curated record